UGGGACUUUUGCGCAAGCAUUUGAUAGGCAUGAGAUUCAGUUCAAGUUGGAGAUGGAGAAGGUGGGGAGAUGGAGGAAAGCUCUCACUGAAGCUGCGAAUUUGUCUGGGUGGGAUUUGCAGAACAUUGCAAAUGGGUAUGAGUCAAAAUUUAUCCAAAAAAUUGUUGAUGAGAUCUUACUAAGGUAAAUCAAACACCAUUGUUUGUUGCCAAAUAUCCAGUUGGAAUAGCUUCUCGUGUGGAAAAGAUAAAUGUGUUGCUAGAUGUUGAGUCAAAUGAUGUUCGCAUGGUUGGAAUUUGUGGCAUGGGUGGAGUGGGUAAGACAACCAUUGCUAAGGCCAUUUACAAUCUAUUAUUUCACCAAUUUGAAGGCAGCAGCUUUCUUCCAACUAUUAGGGAAUCUUCAGAACAACCUAAUGGUCUAGCCCAUUUGCAAGAACAACUUCUUUAUGAUAUUCUCCAUAAAGAGAAUUUGCAAAUAAGGCAUGUUGCUAGAGGAGUCAACGUUAUUCGAGAAAGACUCCGAUGUAAAAAGGUUCUUAUUGUUCUUGAUGAUGUAGAUCAACUGUAUCAGUUUAAUGCAUUUUGUGGAGGUAGAACAUUUGAUUGGUUUGGCCCAGGAAGUAGAAUCAUUGUAACCACUAGAGAUAAGGAUCUGGCAAAGCAAAUUGGAGUGGAAGAAGUAUAUGAAGCUGAAGAAUUGGAUUUUUGUGAAUCUCUUGAGCUUUUCAGUUGUCAUGCCUUUAGAAAAAACAGUCCAAUAGAAAAUUACAUAGAGCUUUCAGAAAGCGUGGUGAAAUAUGUUGGAGGUCUUCCAUUAGCUCUUGAGGUCAUUGGUUCUUCCCUGUUUUUGAAAAGAAGCAUACCUGAAUGGGAAAGCACUAUAAGGAAAUUAAAAAAUGUUCCUUAUAAUCAGAUUCAAGGUAUAUUGAGAUUGAGUUUUGAUGCACUAGAUGAGACGGAAAAGGAUAUAUUUCUUGACAUUGCAUGCUUCUUUAUUGGAAGGGAUAAGGAUGAUGUAUGUAGAAUAUUAGAAGGUUGUGGUUUCUUCCCAGACAUUGGAAUUAGAGAUCUUGUCCAAAGGUCUCUCAUAACAAUUGAUAAUCAAAAGAAGCUCGGGAUGCAUGAUCUACUUCGAGAUAUGGGAAGAGAAAUCGUUCAUGAAGAAUCACCCAAGGAACCUGGAGAGCGUAGUAGAUUGUGGUUUCAUGAGGAGGUCUAUGAUGUAUUAACUAAACACAAGGGAACAGAAAUCGUUGAAGGCCUCAUCCUAGAUAACUCUUCUCAAUUACUUGAAGUGCCUUUGAGUACUAAGGCAUUUAAAAAUAUGCACAAACUAAGAGUGCUCCAAAUCAAUUAUUUACAACUCAUGGGAAGUUAUGAACUUCUUUCUAAAGAGCUGAGAUGGCUAUGUUGGCAUGGAUUCCCUUUGACAUCUAUACCUUCUAGUUUCAACUUGGAUAAACUUGUUGAUCUUGACAUUCAACAUAGCCGCAUUAAGCUGGUUUGGAAGGAAUUCAAGCUACUCCAAAAUUUGAAAGUCCUAAACCUCAGUCAUUCUAGUUUCCUUAUCAAAACCCCCAACUUCAUAGGGCUCCCAAAUCUUGAGAAGUUGAUCCUUGAGAGUUGUAAGACAUUGCUUGAAAUUCACCAAUCCAUUGGGUUUCUUAAUAAACUGAUUUUCCUCAAUCUGAAGGACUGCAGCAACUUAGUAAAUCUUCCAAGAAGCAUUUGUAGGUUGACAUCUCUUGUAAAUCUUACCCUCACUGGCUGCUCGAAACUCCGUAAUUUACCUGAGGAACUGGGUAAUAUGAAAUCUUUAAUGGAACUUCAUGCAGAUGGAACUGCUAUAACAAAAUUACCCCUUUCCAUUUCACAUUUGAGAAACCUCAAAUCCUUAUCUUUACGUGGAUCUAAAGGACCUCUUUCAAGAUCAUGGUAUUCAUUAUUUUCAGCAUGGAGAUCACCAAGGAUGGCUCCUAAUCUUAUAAGUACCCCAGUCUUGGCUUCUUUUUCUGGUUUAUACUCCCUAAGAGAGCUAGAUCUUGGCUACUGCAAUCUGUCAGAUGGUGCAAUUCCAUUUGAUCUGGGAAGCUUAUUGUCAUUACAAACCAUGAAAUUAAGUGCAAACAAUUUCAGAAGCCUACCAGCCAGCAUUAAUCGCCUUUCUCGUCUGGAACUUCUUAUUGUAGAUCAUUGCACGAGGCUUGAUCAACUCCCUGAGCUUCCAUCAAGUUUAGUGCUGUUGGCAGCAAAAAGUUGCACAUCAAUGGAGAGAUUGCCAGUCAACAUGGGUCUUCUUUCUAAGCUCUCUAGUGUUUUGUUGAAUGAUUGCACAAGGUUGAAAUCUCUCCCUGAAGAUCUCCCAUCUAGUCUAAGAAGCUUGAGUAUAGAAUCUUGCAAAUCAUUGGAAGGCUUACCUAAUUUUGUGAACAUACCAUCAUUAAGUAAUUUACAUCUUAGUAACAACAAUUUCAGUAGUCUACCUGCCAGCAUAAGUCAACUUUCUCAUCUUCAAACUCUUUAUAUGCGUAACUGCACAAGGGUUCAAUCACUUCCAGAUCUUCCCACAAGUGUAAGGAAUCUGUUUGCUGAUGGUUGCUCAUCAAUGUUGCUUACUGAGAGCAAGAAGGAAGUUGAGAGUUCAGAAUCACCAUACAAGAAAUUGCCAGAUAUUGUUAGAAAGAGCUUCCUCCAGGGACUGUUUGGCCAGUUUGACAUCUUUCUUACUGGAAGUGAUAUUCCAGAAUGGUUUAGCCAUCAGACUCUGGGAUCUUCUUUAUCUUUUGAGCUGCCUCAAAUUCUGAAUUCCAAGAUUCAGGGCUUGACGGUAUGUGCUAUUUAUGCAGCCGAAGUUGAAGGCAAAGAGGUGCUUGCAGCUCCUUCAGUUUCUUUUUGCAAUAAAACUAACGGUCGUCGUUGGUCCUACACUCCAAACCAACAUGAAACCCCAAUAACAUGUCAAGAUCAAAUCUGGGUGGGACAUAUACCACAUACCAAGUUCAAGAAUUCUUUGGAAGGUGGGGAUCAACUGGAAGUUUCAAUAGAAAUGGAGCAAUAUUGGGGCUAUUUUCCAGACAUUUUUUCUGGGAAUCAUUUCGGAAUAGAGCAUUCGAUCCAUGUGAAGAAGUGUGGGAUCCAUCUAGUAUACCAGGCAGAUGAGAAGGGUUCUCAUUCAAAUGUCUCAGAAAUUAUCCAAGAAGGCAUUAAUACAAGUGCUAAGAGAUGAGGUGAGAUCUAUUAAUGGAUUGUCAAGGGAGGACCAAGCCCUAAACCUUUCAGGUCUGACCCUGGCCAGACAGAAAGUUUUGAAGAGGAAGACGAAGUACAAAAAGCCUACAAGAUUUGAUAAAAGCUAGAGAAAAUUUGAAUUGAGUGUGGCAUUUUGAUCUUUACAUAUCCAAGGUAGGAAGCACUGAAAAUGACAUUAUUGUGGUUCUUCACAGUAGGGUCUAGGCCGAACACAUCUAAUUUUGAUCUUACAAAUGUCUAUGCUCUAUCUGAAUUCAGCAGAUCUCAAUUAUUAUCAACUGUAUUGAAAGAGAAUGGUUGCCUCGUUUUGGAGCUUACAAGUAUUGCAGCAUAGCCCAUAGUGUGCACAACA
Macadamia integrifolia is the source of this 3603-nucleotide messenger RNA. RefSeq names its product disease resistance protein RUN1-like. Gene Ontology annotation, biological process: defense response. The record is from RefSeq and is a predicted model, not a curated record. The transcript has 5 exons. The coding region runs from base 286 to 3228 and encodes 980 amino acids. Lineage: Eukaryota; Viridiplantae; Streptophyta; Magnoliopsida; Proteales; Proteaceae. Gene Ontology annotation, molecular function: ADP binding; protein binding.